CCUCCAAAAAAAUCGAACCCUUUUCAAUUCUCGAAAAUCAACCGCCACCAUGUCUGACCAGAUCCAAGAGCUUAUGGACGUUCCGCGCGACUUCAUCCACGACGGCACACAAUUCAUCAACAGAUGCACAAAGCCUGAUAGACGGGAGUUCAUUAAAAUCUCGCAAGCUGUCGGCGUUGGAUUCCUCGUUAUGGGCGCAGUUGGUUACUUGGUCAAGCUGAUACAUAUUCCAGUCAACAACAUUCUGGUAGGAGGAGCAUAGAGGCAGCCCGAGGAGUUGGGGAGAUGGCGUACUGAAGCGGAACGAGCGAAUACCAAACCGAACAUACUUGGAGAUCAAAGUUGAGGCACUCGAUCUUUGACUUUAAUGCCACGAAUGGCAUGUAUUAUACUGGAUGGGCUUUGCGUAGCAUAGCACGGAUUACGGCCGGG
Messenger RNA from Mollisia scopiformis, 432 nucleotides. RefSeq names its product secE/sec61-gamma protein. Gene Ontology annotation, molecular function: transmembrane protein transporter activity. The coding region runs from base 50 to 262 and encodes 70 amino acids. Gene Ontology annotation, cellular component: Ssh1 translocon complex; membrane. Lineage: Eukaryota; Fungi; Ascomycota; Leotiomycetes; Helotiales; Mollisiaceae. Gene Ontology annotation, biological process: post-translational protein targeting to membrane, translocation; protein targeting. The transcript has 3 exons. The record is from RefSeq and is a predicted model, not a curated record.